Messenger RNA from Linum trigynum, 300 nucleotides. The record is from the annotation of a GenBank genome assembly. NCBI's taxonomy places the organism in Eukaryota, Viridiplantae, Streptophyta, Magnoliopsida, Malpighiales, Linaceae.
AUGGGUACUUAUGGAUAUUGUGCACCAGAGUAUCAAAGAACUGGCCAGUUGACUAUAAAAUCUGACGUUUAUAGUCUUGAGGUCGUUUUGUUGGAGUUGAUCUCUAGAAGAAGAGUUAUUGACACCACCUUACCUUCUAAUGAACAAAACCUAGUCACUUGGGCACAACCAGUGUUUAACUAUACAAGUAGGUAUGUGGAACUUGCAGAUCCACUUUUGAACGCUGAGUUUCCCGUGAGAGGGUUGAAUCAAGCAGUGGCAGCUGCAACGAUGUGUCUUCAGGAGGAAGCUGAAGUUUGA